UUCAGUUUAUUGUACUGUGGAAUUCUAUAAUUGAAUUGAAGUAAUAAUAUUUUCAUUGGUUUUGUUUCGGUAAUUUGGAUUUGGAUUAGUCAAUAUAGUGUUGUCUUGAUCCACAUACACAAUACUUUUUUAUUGACGGGAAACUUGAACAUUUUUUUUAUAUAGUUAGUGUAAUUUGGGCUUUCUUUAAUUAAUUCACUUAGUCGGUCGGCGUUAUAGGCAAUCGUCAAGAGUUUUUGCAGGUUUUCUGGACUAUCGGCUGUAAUUUUUCAGUGUAGUACUGUAAUCGUCAUUCUUUCCUCUUUACUUUGUGACGGAUAUAUCAAAUGAUAUAAAAUUAUCCUAUGUAUUUUAUUAUCUCAUAAUUAAGUGAUCAGUAUGAGGAUAAGAAGGCUGUCAGCAUUCUUUUGGGCAACAUGUUUAAUUGCAUUUGUUUUUAUACUUUAUGUUGUGACUGACCUGAGCUUUAAAUUGCCUAAUAUUAAACCUGCAAUUCAAGAACUUGACGAGAGUAGGUGGUCAACAUUUGAAUCCAAGUUGCGGCGUUUGGAGAAUGAAUUAUCACAACACAAUGCUGUGGUUGGAGAAAUAAAACAGGUGAUGGACCAGAUUUCUGACCAGUCUCAGGUCUACCAUCCACCACAGAACCGGCCUAAAGAUGAGAAGAAACAGAACAAAUUAAGAGAUUACAAAGCAGUGGUUGACGGUCAUAAAGGACUACAUGUAAAAUUUAAUGAAUCAUCAUGUCCUACAAAAUUUGUACCCAAGGCUGAUAUCCAGAUGUUGUCAAUGUAUGAUAGGAUGACAUUUGAAGACAAAGACGGAGGUGUAUGGAAACAAGGCUGGAAUAUAGAAUAUAAGGAAGACCAGUGGAAUAAUAAGAAUAAACUCAAAGUAUUCAUUGUACCACAUUCACACAAUGAUCCUGGAUGGAUCAAGACAUUCGAGAAUUAUUACAAAUCACAAACAAAGGCAAUAUUCCAAAACAUGGUAGAGAAACUGCCGGAAGGUGUUGGCAGGAAAUUUAUUUGGGCGGAAAUCAGUUACCUGUCAUUAUGGUGGAGCUUGGACGCGUCUGAUAAGGACAAAGUAGUUUUUAAAAAUUUACUAAAGUCAGGCCAGCUAGAAAUUGUUACUGGUGGAUGGGUAAUGAAUGAUGAGUCUAGCUCACAUUGGUUCUCCAUCAUACAGCAACUGACCACAGGCCAUCAAUGGUUGUUCAAUAACCUAGGCUACAUUCCUAAAAAUGCUUGGUCCAUUGACCCCUUUGGUUACUCUAGUUCACAACCAUACCUUUUAAAGUUGGCCGGUUUUGACAACAGUGUUAUACAGCGAGUGCAUUAUAGAGUUAAGAAAGAACUAGCCUUAAACAGGCAAUUGGAAUUUAAGUGGAGACAGUUAUGGGAUGGUGUUGGAAAGACUGAUAUGUUUACACAUAUGAUGCCAUUCUAUUCAUAUGACAUACCACAUUCAUGUGGCCCUGAUCCAAAGAUUUGCUGUCAGUUUGAUUUCAAACGUUUACCUGGUAAUGGCGUCUCUUGUCCGCUAUAUGGGGGAUCUUGUAAGAUUAAGUGAACCCCUCCAAGAAAAAUAAUACAGAAAAAUGUCCAGGAAAGGGCCCAUUUGAUCCUGGAUCAAUGGCGCAAAAAGGCGCAGUUGUAUCGGAGCAGUGUGGUGAUGUUCCCACUUGGCGACGACUUCCGUUAUGAUCGCACUAACGAAUGGGACAAUCAGUAUAGCAAUUAUGAAAUGCUAAUAGAUUAUAUCAAUAGCAAUGAUGCAUGGAAUACUGAGGUACAAUUUGGCACUUUGGAAGACUAUUUCAAAGCUGUACACUCGGAGAUAAAGCUAUCUGACUUCCCGGCUCUAUCUGGAGACUUCUUCACGUAUGCAGACAGAAACCAGCACUAUUGGAGUGGUUAUUAUACCUCAAGGCCAUUCUAUAAAAAUAUGGAUAGAGUACUCUUAGCAUACGUGAGAGCAGCGGAAAUAAUAACAGCUCAGGCGACCACUACGGGUUCUAUUACAAAUAUAAUGUCGUUGCAACUUCGCGACCGUGUGGAGCAGGCGCGCCGUAUGCUAGCCUUAUUCCAGCAUCACGACGGUAUUACCGGUACUUCCAGAGAUGAGGUACGAGAAGAUUACGCCAAGAAAAUGCUAACAGCAAUCAAACACAGCCAGUCGGCGAUCCAACAAGCUGCCUAUUAUUUACUCAAACAACCGCCACUUAUAGAGCAGACCCAGGAGGAUAUAUAUUUCGACGUGGAUGACAUAUGGAGACGCCAUGACGAAAUACCGGGCAGGAUCACAAUAGCUUUAGACGUGGUGUCACCGUCAAGAAGAUUGGUUCUGUACAAUGCCUUGGCUUUUAAGAGGCACGAAGUUUUGACUGUUUUGGUUUCCUCGCCUCAUGUUGAGGUGUUCGACCCAGAAGGCAACCCUAUAAUGGCUCAGGUGUCACCUGUGGUGGCUGGAGAGAAGCGACUCGGGUUUGCAGCUAACAAGUUCCAGUUGUCCUUCCCGGUCACUGUAGACGCACUGUCCUUGACUAUGUACUCGGUGUCGUUACGUGACAACAUGAGUAUUAACAAGUAUACAGCUUAUUCUCGGGUUCGUGUAUACAACGCGGACUACUGGACAAUAGAACUACCAAAGAUGUUCCAAGUGGAACAACCUUCAGCGCGGCUCAAUGAGGACGUGACAGUACAGGCUGGGAACAGCACACGAGUGGUUGCCAACAUGAACGGACUUCUCAAGGCCAUUGUAUCUUCGACUGGUGGAACCACGCCCGUUCAUAUGGACUAUGUGCAGUACGACACUCAAAAAGGAAAUGACAAUAACAGUGGUGGCUACUUGUUCAUUCCGGCCGGUCCUGCCCAGCCGUUCAAAGCGGAUCCUUACCCCGAGAUAGUAAUUACUGAGGGCAUUUAUAAAUCGACAUUAUAUUCUUCUCUCAAUGGACCUAGAGCUGCUGAGAUAGUGCUAGCUAUUUCAGUAUACGAUAACCCAUCGUUACCGCAAGCUGAGGUGGAGAUAAGCAACACUCUGCUCAUCGAUCCGAUAGUAGACGACAUAGAGCUGGCUAUGCGAUUCUCCACCGAAAUCAAGAAUGGAGACGUCUUUUAUACAGAUCUUAAUGGCAUGCAGAUGACAAAACGUCGGUAUUUUGAGAAGCUGCCGCUUCAAGCCAAUUUCUACCCGUUACCAACGGCGGCGUACAUUGAAGACGAGAAGACGAGGUUCACAUUGCUCACCUCCACGCCGCUUGGCAUGGCCGCGCUGCAGCCCGGACAAAUGGAGGUGAUGCAAGACAGGAGACUCAGUAGAGAUGACAACCGGGGAAUGAACCAGGGCGUGCUUGAUAAUGUUCGAACACGCCACACCUUCCGCGCCAUUGUGGAGCAUCCUACCGCGUCCUGUACGCCGGGCGCAGUGAGCGGGCGGCUGAGCGUGGGCGCGCACGUGUCGCAGCAGCUGCAGCUGCAGCCGGCGCUGGUGCUGCACCACGCCGCGCCGCACCUCGCGCCGCCGCCCGCCUACUCGCGGGCCGCCGCCGCCCCCGUCGAUGUCGUGCUCGCUUCCUACAGGGCGCAUGUCUCCACUAAGAUCAAAAAUGGCAAGCCUACACAGGGUUUGGGAAUGACCUUCCAACGUGUUUAUUUAGACAAUUGUUUUGGGAACAAGGAGAUAAGCAAAUGGUAUCCCACUGGAGAUGGGCAGGUACAAUUAUCCGAAUUAGUAGAGGUGCGGCCGGAUGAAAUAUUUGAGAGCUCACUUACUUUUAUGCACAUAGGCAAAGCCGUACCAGAGGGUGUACUCACGCUCUGCCCCAUGGAGAUCCGUUCUGUUUUUAUUAAUCAUACCAUGAAGCACGGUUAAAUUUUAAGCAGGAUAAUCAUCUUUAUUGUACGACUACCAGUUAAAUGUGUUGUAUAUAUUAUUCAUGUACAUAGUAUUUGUUAAUAUUUUACCACAAAUAAUGACUUUUCUUUUGACAGUAUCUAACAAACAAAAUACUCAAUCACUCCAGAAGCUUUAGUAAUAUCGAUCGAAAUUAUUGACUACAAAAGUACAGUUAUUAUAUCUCAAAUCGUGAGAGUACCAACACUAUAAAGAGAACAUAUGAUAAGAUUGUAGACUAUAGUCAGAGAGAAACAUAAAAUCCUAUUAGGUCAAAGUGUAAUAAAUGUGAUACCACAGAUGAAAAAAAACGAAGAUUGGCUACUUUGUUUUCUUGAAUUUUGUUGCUGUAGACCCUUAUGUAGAGAGCAAAGGUUAAACGUAAAUGUCGUCUUUCGUUAUUUUGAGAGGCAUUUUAGAAGUUCUCCUUGCGGUAAAAGUCAAAAGCAUUUAUUUAUAUAAAACGUGAUUAGCCAUUUAUGUAAUUUAUUAUUUCUUAAUAUUCCAAAUGUUUCUAAUUCAGUGUGCUGUAUCUUUUAGGAACAAUUGUUAAUAAACUCAACCCGAAAUUAUAAAAAAACUCAGGUUAUUUUUAAAAUAAUUUUGCUUGUACUACUUGAAACCAAAAAUGUUUGUUCAAUAGAUUCUCAGUUAUGAAUAAACUGUGUAACAUGAUUAUAUUCUUUCCACGUAUUUAAGCAUUUUUAAGUUAACAAAUACAGAUAUAGACUGUUUUUAUUUAAAAUAUUUAUAAUGCAGAAUUGUUGUUACUUGUAAAGAACUAAAGAACCUUCAGUAAAUGUGUAAGGAUCAUAAAAAAUAAAAUUAUUUUUAAAUAAUCCAUUCAAAGAACUUUCGUUGACGACUAUGAUAGCGUAU
Molecule: messenger RNA, 4779 nt
Organism: Achroia grisella
Lineage: Eukaryota; Metazoa; Arthropoda; Insecta; Lepidoptera; Pyralidae
Gene: alpha-Man-IIa
Product: alpha-mannosidase 2
Exons: 21
Biological process (GO): protein deglycosylation; N-glycan processing; mannose metabolic process
Cellular component (GO): Golgi membrane
Molecular function (GO): carbohydrate binding; alpha-mannosidase activity
Source: RefSeq, a predicted model, not a curated record